AUGAAUGAAUAUUCAUUGCCUUAUACACCACAGUUUGAAAAAUGCAAAGAUCCCAGCACUGAAUUCUAUGAAGAACAACUUAAUAAAUGUUGCAGCCAGUGCCCUCCAGGUCAAUAUAAGACAGGGAGCUGCAGUCACAAUGUGGACACAAAGUGCAGUCCCUGUAGACCUAACACGUAUACAGCAAUCUGGAAUCGCUCUCCUCAGUGCUUUGCCUGCUCACCACCCUGCAGGAAAGGAUUUGUGCAGAAUCAAACAUGCACUAAGUCACAGGACAGAAUCUGUAGCUGCCCACCAAAUGAAUACUGCAUUUCGAAAAUCUAUGAGAACUGCAAAAUAUGUAAAGUGCACAAAAAAUGUGGAAAAGGUUACCGAGUUUCCAGAAGAGGGACAGAUAGCACAGAUACAGAAUGUAAACCAUGUCCUCCUGGCACUUUUUCACAUGAGGAAUCUUAUGAUACCAGCUGUAUACCACAUACAGUUUGUAAAUCAGUGGCUAUUCCUGGAAACAGCAUGAAUGACACAGUUUGCAGCGACUCAGGAACAGUUGCCACAGUUCUACCUCACACUAUUUUGAACCUGUUCCUGACCCAAAGCUCAGUUUCCAACAAACCUGAAAUAAUAACUAGACCUGUCAUUUUAAACUCUGUACCUGACAUGUCUCACAUCAUCGGAUCAGUAGCAGGACCAUUGUUAUUGGUCAUGAUAAUGACUCUUUUGGGGUAUUGCUUAGUCUCCAAAAAAAAAGCCCUUGUAUACUCUCCACCAACUACAGAAGCAGAUUCGCCUUUUCCCCCUACAGAAAAGCAGUGUGACAAAAAAGUAAGAAAUACAGGAUCGCAAAACUCCAGCAGUUCUGAACAGGAGGAACAGCAUCUCUUGGAAACUUCUGGGUCCAGCAGUAGCUCCCUGAAUAAUCCAGCUGGGUCUGCAAGAGUCAGUGUAAUAAGUAACAAGAACAAUGAAAAGAAAGGAUUUCAGCAGCAACAUUCGGAUGCAGAAGGUUGUAAGCUUCACAGUGGAGACAGACACAACUCUGCGAGUUCAGAGCAUUCUGGUAAUGGAGGAACGCAGGUGAAUGUGACUUGCAUUGUUAAAGUAUGUAAUCCAGACUGCAGUUCCCAGUUCCCAGAACAGACUACUUCAACUAGCAUGGAUUAUGCAAAUGCUCCCUAUUAUUCCCCAACAGGGGAAGAAAUUCCCCUUUCGAAAGAAGAAAACCCCUUGAAAAAAGAAACUGAAAUUCAGAUCUCAGUGGAAAAUGAGGACAAUUUACUUCAAGACUUACUUCCAGAAGAAAAGAAGUUUCCUCUGGGUAUUCAAGAUGCGGGGAUGAAAACCAGUUAA
Molecule: messenger RNA, 1347 nt
Organism: Balearica regulorum gibbericeps (East African grey crowned-crane)
Lineage: Eukaryota; Metazoa; Chordata; Aves; Gruiformes; Gruidae
Source: RefSeq, a predicted model, not a curated record